Messenger RNA from Cryptomeria japonica (Japanese cedar), 1805 nucleotides. Its product is annotated as 26S proteasome regulatory subunit 7. The record is from RefSeq and is a predicted model, not a curated record. The transcript has 10 exons. Gene Ontology annotation, cellular component: proteasome regulatory particle, base subcomplex. Gene Ontology annotation, biological process: proteasome-mediated ubiquitin-dependent protein catabolic process. Gene Ontology annotation, molecular function: ATP binding; ATP hydrolysis activity; proteasome-activating activity. The coding region runs from base 218 to 1504 and encodes 428 amino acids. NCBI's taxonomy places the organism in Eukaryota, Viridiplantae, Streptophyta, Pinopsida, Cupressales, Cupressaceae.
AUACAAUAGUCGAUUUUUUUUUAUAAUUUUCAAUACUACAAUACCGGAAAAAGAAAAGAAAAGAAAAAUUAACCCUUUUAGUGUCCAAAGGGACGUGUUUUAAUGGGUAGUAGAUUGAAUGAAGUUUUCUAAAAGGUCUUUAUAAAGCUUCAAGGCAAGUAUUUCAUUUGCAGAUUUGCAGAAGAGGAAGAAAAAGAAAGAAGGGUUUGGUACAGCUAUGGCUCCGGCUGCUGAUCCAGAAGACAUUAUCAACGACAAUAGUAACCCUCGCCCUCUGGAUGACGAUGACAUCGCCCUCCUAAAAACCUAUGGUUUGGGGCCUUAUUCGACUCCUAUAAAGAAAGCUGAGAAGGAGAUAAAAGAAAUGGCAAAGAAGGUCAAUGAUCUAUGUGGAAUUAAGGAAUCAGACACUGGACUAGCUGCACCUAGUCAAUGGGAUCUUGUGUCAGACAAGCAGAUGAUGCAGGAGGAGCAACCCCUGCAGGUGGCAAGGUGUACUAAAAUAAUUAACCCAAAUACUGAGGAUGCAAAAUAUGUUAUAAAUGUCAAACAAAUUGCUAAGUUUGUAGUUGGAUUGGGUGAUAAGGUCUCACCAACAGAUAUUGAAGAAGGCAUGCGAGUUGGUGUUGAUCGUAACAAGUAUCAAAUUCAGAUCCCAUUGCCUCCUAAGAUUGAUCCCAGUGUUACAAUGAUGACAGUGGAAGAAAAGCCAGAUGUUACAUACAAUGAUGUCGGUGGAUGCAAAGAGCAGAUUGAGAAAAUGCGAGAGGUUGUAGAGCUUCCAAUGCUUCAUCCUGAGAAGUUUGUUAACCUUGGAAUAGAUCCACCCAAAGGCGUCCUUUGCUAUGGGCCUCCGGGAACUGGAAAGACACUAUUAGCUAGAGCUGUGGCUAAUCGGACAGAUGCAUGCUUUAUUCGAGUUAUUGGAAGUGAGCUUGUUCAAAAGUAUGUUGGUGAGGGUGCUAGAAUGGUUCGUGAGCUUUUUCAGAUGGCCCGGUCAAAGAAAGCUUGUAUUGUCUUCUUUGAUGAAGUGGAUGCCAUAGGUGGGGCUCGCUUUGAUGAUGGUUUAGGUGGUGAUAAUGAAGUGCAACGAACUAUGCUUGAAAUAGUGAAUCAGCUGGAUGGUUUUGAUGCACGAGGAAAUAUUAAAGUUCUUAUGGCAACUAACAGGCCUGAUACUCUUGACCCAGCACUAUUGAGGCCUGGUAGAUUGGAUCGAAAAGUUGAAUUUGGCUUACCUGAUUUGGAAAGCAGAACACAGAUAUUUAAAAUUCAUACACGGACAAUGAAUUGUGAGCGAGACAUUCGUUUUGAGUUGCUUGCACGGUUAUGCCCUAAUUCAACAGGUGCUGAUAUACGGAGUGUGUGUACUGAGGCUGGAAUGUUUGCUAUUAGAGCACGUAGAAAGACUGUUACCGAGAAGGAUUUUCUUGAAGCUGUCAAUAAAGUCAUCAAAGGCUAUCAAAAGUUCAGUGCCACUCCAAAAUACAUGGUGUACAACUAAUAAUAUGGUAUUAGUUGUAUGCCAUAUCUUCAAUCGGAUGUUUUGAAUUGGAUAAUGUUUGUGCGGCCACAGAAUAUAGAUGUAUUUUUACUGUACAAUUCCUGCCAUCUUGUUCACUGCAGUAAAAUUAUUGAAUUUGAUUCUAGAUAUUGCAUUGCUGUGAGAGCAGCAUAAAAAAUAGAUUGCUAGGCUAUCAGUUUGCACAUUUUCUGGUUGCCUUUUGAGAUUCUAAUUGCAUCUUGAUUGCAACCUUCUUGAUGAUGGUAAUAUAUUGCAAUUAUGGCAAAAAAUCAUUUGUGUA